GUUUGGCGCGAGAUUUUUCUUAGGUAUUAUUUUAAUCCGACGCUCAUCUUUUUGCUCUCACUCCCUCUUCUCUCUCUCUCUAGAGUUUCCUUUUACUGCUCCCAGAUCUUCGAUCUUGAAGAUUUAUUUGGGUGGAUCUACACGACCAAGGAUCAAACAUGCCUCGCGGAGGUUCCUCCAGGGAGAGAAGGGUGGAAACAGAUUCUCAUCAGAACCCGAAUACAAUGGGCUGCAGCCCAAAGAACUCCACUCUGACUAAAACGCUAAAUGUAAGCCCUUGUAGGAGGCAAUCUUCACGGCUCAGGGCAUUAAAUGCUGUAUACCAGGCUGAAGAUGCAAUCAGCUCAGAACUUCAGCAAGCUAGUGGAGACAGCAGUCACCAUUUUUUCACCCAGACAAAGGCAGAAAGCAUUGAAUCCACUGAUGAUCCUAGUAUCACUGAGACUUUGAAGGAUCUGAGGAGAAGAUGCAAAUCUAAAAAGCGGAAAGCGCUGAACCUUGCUGAUUCCUCAACUUCUGAUCAGAGUCAUGCUCUUGUGAAACCAAAAGAAGAGGAGCCUGACCUUGAGGAACCUCUUAUUUUUUUGAAAUUGAAGUCGUCAAAUAAAUCUAGAGGCAGAAAAGAAAAAAGACUUUCACAUCAUUCGGAGUCGGUUUUAUCCGUAGAAGGAAUAACUGCACUGGCGUGUUAUCCCUCUUUCAAUAGGAAAGAAGAUUUUUCACUUAUGCCAAAUUACAGAUCAUUGACUGCAGAGGAAGUAGCCUUUAUAGAUGAAUCGAAUAGUACACCAGAAAGCAUUAACGAGAAUUCGGAAGUGAUUUCCGAUAAUGAUCAAAUUCAUGUUGGCAGUCCAGAGUUAGUUUACACCAUCAAAAGUGAGAUCGUGGAGACUUGUAAUACUGUUAGUUCUAACUCGGUCAUCAGUGGCAACUGUAGUGCUCUUGGUGAACUGUCUCAUAAAAUAUGUGAAGAGUCGGUAGAUGAUCAGUCAUAUUCUGCUAGCAAAAUUCUACCUCCAUGUGUUAUUAGUUAUCAAGAAACGGGUAGGCACAAUUAUUCUCCCUCAGCAGGAUCACAAAUGGGGGCCAGUUUUCCAGUUGAUGCUUCAAAAUCUGUUAAUGAAGUUAAAAGCGAGGCUGUUGAAGCUGGUUCACUAGAGACUAUAAGUGCAGGUCAUAUUUCUGCCACUUCUGAUUUGGAUUGCAUCGGAGAUUUAAAUAAUCCUGGCAGCUCAUGUAGUAAAGUACAAGAGAGAAUGGAUGAAGGUGAGUUAGAUCUAGCAGCUGAAACUUCCUUCACAACAGAACCUAUAGUUUGUUGUAUUAAUGAAAGCCCUUUCGAAUUCAUGGACAUAGACAACUAUCUUAAUUUUUCAGAAUGUGGCAAAGAACCUCUUGAAGAGACGGACAAGGAUGUCAAUCCUCCAAGAAGCAACGAGGAACCACUAGAUUGUUGUGUCAAUCAAGUUUCUCUUGAAUUCAUGGAAACUGACAACUGCACCAGUCUUCCAGAAAGAAGCAUAGAGCAAUAUGAGGAUAAAAUAGAACUAGAUUCUGCAGAAAGGUCCUGCCACAAAUUUUCACCUUCUAAAACUGAGACCCAAACACCUUGUGCUUAUAAUUCUCAGUUGGUCUCAGCAACUACAAAUCUUGGUACUGAUGUUUGUGGUGAAGAUAGAAACCUUAACAGUAAAUUGGGGGAGGUUAUACAUCAAGGUGUAAUGACUCAAUUAGAUAAUUUAGCUGUAGCUGAUUGUCAAGAAUGCACAGCUGACAAUAAUAGUACAGAAUUUCACACAGCCAAACAAUUUGAAAAUAAUGAUGAUGAAAUACUGGUUCCCGAUAUUCCAAUAUGCAAUCGUGAAAAAAAUGCGUCCGGUUUCAGUGAGGAAGUUGGUUCUCUUGGUAGCCUAGUUUUCAAAGCACUUUGUGGUGAUGCACGGAGAAAUAGUAAUGAAGGUCAUUUCGAUUCUCACAUUGACAAGAGUUCCCUAUUGGGAAUAUAUUAUCCCUGUCUUCCUUGGUAUUCAGGCACAUCUUGUGACUCUGUUGAAGAUUCACAUGCUGCUGAUGAAAGUUCUCCUGGAACUGAGAGUUUCCACUAUUCUACCUUGGAUCAAAACAGCUCUCUAGGAGAGAAAGCUAACACUUCCGAAGUCGAUGAAGCAGAACUCGUUGAAGAACCUGAUUGCCAUUCUCCUCAAGUUUCCCCUUCAGAUUCCAGUGCAGUUAACAAUGUAAAAGACAGUUCAUCAGAGUCUUCAGAAAAAGUUCAACCUUCAGCAGAAAAUAUGUUAUCCUCACCUGUAGAGAUGCCGACUAGCCGUUCUCCAGAAAUGUCUUAUUUAGUUAAAGAAGAGGGAUCCAACAUGGAGAAUGAACUCAAAUUAUCUCCAAUAAAGCUGUUAUCAAAUAGGAAGGAGUUUUCUCCGACUUCUCAGGAAAAGCUUCGUUGGGCUUUACAUGUCAAUAAGUCAGAUGAUAUGAUCAAAACUGCAGAUCAUGAGGAAAAUGAAGUGAUGCUGAGUUCAGAGAGAAAGAGAGCAAAGAACAGAAGGAAUCGCUCAUUUCAACUGCUUUCCAAAGGAACCCUCAGAUCGCAAGAUCCUUCUGAUGGAAAUUGUUCUUGCUCAAAUAGCACCUUCAUCCACAUCCAGGCCCAGAAAGCAGUAACAUUUUCGCAGAGGCAGAUGCAAGAUAUAGAAAAUAUUGCAACCAAACUCUUAAACGGGUUGACAUCUAUGAAAAAUAUCAUGGUGGAAAAUACAGGUUCAGAUGAACUACGAUCUGAUGAGAUCAGAAUGGCUAUCAAGAAUGCAUCAAAUCUUGAAGCUACCACAAGAAAAUGGAUGUCUAUGAUGGCAAAGGACUGCAAUCGAUUCUGUAAAAUAAUGAAUGUAACAGAGAACAAGGGAGCUUCACCUACUGCUGUUAGGAAGCAACGAAAGAAAAUAACUUUUGCCGAUGAAGCUGGUGGCUCCCUUUGCCAUGUCAAAGUUUUCGACCAACUACCUGCUUCUUUAUAGUGCUCAGAAUUGAUAGCAAACAUGGAACUUGUGAGCUGAGCAUAAUUUAUUGCUUGCUUAAGCAUUCUAAUAUACUGAUCAAUCUUCACUGCAUGUAAACACUGAAGUUUUUGUGACUGAAAGGAGUGCAGAAUUAAUGUAACGGUUUUUGAGGAAUUUAAAUUACCUGAAGUAAAGAUUCUUGUUGUAUUAAUUAUUUGUGGGAUAACCAUUCUGUAAUUUAGUGUAAUGAGUGCAGCUGGAACAUUGUAUAUGGAUGUAUUUUCUGCAAUUGUUUCUUUCAUUCUGUGUA
Molecule: messenger RNA, 3318 nt
Organism: Asparagus officinalis (garden asparagus)
Lineage: Eukaryota; Viridiplantae; Streptophyta; Magnoliopsida; Asparagales; Asparagaceae
Exons: 7
Coding region: 159-3026 (955 amino acids)
Source: RefSeq, a predicted model, not a curated record